GACAUUUCAUAUAAUUUGUUGUUGGGGCUUUUCAUUACGUGCCCCUGCUGCUCCAGCCAAUUUUCAUAAAGAUUUUUCGUUUUUAUUUUGCACGCGGGUUGGAUCAAUCCUUUGGUGCAACAGUUACCAACGACUAAGGAAUAGCCACUGUUAACGUAUAACGAAUUCGGUGAAUAACUGUGCAAUGAUGGCAAUGUCAGCUAUGAAUGUUAUGAUCAAGCGAUCAGCCACUGCCGGAUUACAAAUGUUGCGGCCACAAGCUAUUGCUGCAGUUGGAUCCACUUUGGGCAGUGAGAAGCAGCAAACCCGCGGCGCAGCAAAAUGGUAUCCGGAUCCGGAAUUCAUGAAGCAAUUCAGUGGCCCUGUCAUGUAUCCCGAUGAGUCCACCGCCCUCAUGAAGCUACCACCUUGGAAUAGUAAAAUUUUGCCAGUGGAAAAGUCUGUACGUAAUUUGACCAUUAAUUUUGGACCACAGCAUCCAGCAGCUCACGGUGUGUUACGAUUAGUGCUGGAGUUGGAUGGUGAGACUGUCAUGCGUGCAGAUCCACAUAUUGGUUUGUUGCAUCGUGGUACUGAAAAGUUGAUUGAAUACAAAACUUAUACGCAAGCGUUGCCGUACUUCGACCGUCUGGAUUACGUAUCCAUGAUGUGCAACGAGCAAUGUUACUCCUUAGCCAUAGAGAAAUUGUUAAAUAUUGAAGUGCCAAUACGCGCUAAAUAUAUACGCACACUCUUCGCCGAAAUCACGCGUAUCCUCAAUCACAUCAUGGCUGUGGGUACGCACGCUUUGGAUGUGGGUGCGCUAACACCAUUCUUCUGGCUCUUCGAGGAACGUGAGAAGAUGAUGGAAUUCUACGAGCGUGUUUCCGGUGCACGUAUGCACGCGGCCUACAUACGUCCCGGUGGCGUCUCCUUGGAUAUACCACUCGGACUUUUGGAUGAUAUCUAUGAGUUUGCUUCGAAAUUCUCCGAACGUUUGGAUGAAGUGGAAGACGUGCUCACCACCAACCGUAUUUGGGUGCAACGUACUGCCGAUAUCGGUAUUGUAUCAGCCGAAGAUGCUUUAAAUUACGGCUUCAGUGGCGUUAUGUUGCGCGGUUCGGGCAUCAAAUGGGAUUUGCGUAAACAGCAACCGUACGAUGCAUACGAUUUAGUUGACUUCGAUGUACCAAUUGGCACCAAGGGCGAUUGUUACGAUCGUUAUUUGUGUCGCGUUGAGGAAAUGCGUCAAUCGUUGAGAAUUAUCGAUCAGUGCUUGAAUCAAAUGCCGGCGGGUGAAAUUAAGACCGAUGAUGCUAAAAUAACACCGCCCUCACGUGCGGAAAUGAAGAACUCCAUGGAGGCGCUCAUUCAUCACUUUAAACUCUUCACGCAAGGCUAUCAAGUACCGCCUGGCGCCACAUACACAGCAAUUGAAGCGCCAAAGGGUGAAUUCGGUGUUUACUUGGUGUCGGAUGGUUCCAGUCGUCCAUACCGUUGCAAGAUUAAGGCACCAGGUUUUGCACAUUUGGCGGCCUUGGACAAAAUCGGCAAACAACACAUGUUGGCUGAUAUUGUGGCGAUCAUCGGUACACUCGAUGUGGUGUUCGGUGAGAUCGAUCGAUAAACACAAGUAAUUGUUGUUGUAAUGAUAAAUUAUAGUCAAAUAUAAAGUGUAAAAUGGCGUUCUACGACAAACGGUGUUAAACAAAGAAAUGUUUGUAAUAAACAGAGUUUAUUGAAACGAAA
Molecule: messenger RNA, 1728 nt
Organism: Zeugodacus cucurbitae (melon fly)
Lineage: Eukaryota; Metazoa; Arthropoda; Insecta; Diptera; Tephritidae
Gene: ND-49
Product: NADH-ubiquinone oxidoreductase 49 kDa subunit
Exons: 6
Coding region: 185-1606 (473 amino acids)
Biological process (GO): mitochondrial electron transport, NADH to ubiquinone
Molecular function (GO): quinone binding; NADH dehydrogenase (ubiquinone) activity; NAD binding
Source: RefSeq, a predicted model, not a curated record